GCAUUACAUUUCCAGCUCCUGCUUCAGUAACCAGACACUCGCAGGUGAAUAUCUGCCAGGUUCACCGCUGAACAGAGACAGAGGGAGUGGUUAGAGAGAGAAGUAACCAGACCUGUGUGACUCCUUCCUCUCCAAAGACAGCGCAGAACUUUCUCCAGGAGAAAUACAAGACUCCGCUGGAGCAGGAAGUGCUCUGAAGAAAUCACUGGGAAUGUUUAAGGGAAAUAUCUGUAGCUCGUAUCUGUUAUUUCUGUAAGUCUCCUUUCACUGCCUGAACUUCUGAGACACUCUCUGUUUGGUUUCUCUCAUUUGAGAAUCACACACUGAACUACAGUAAAACCUCUUGAACAAAAGAGUUUCCAGAGAGAGUGAGAGAAAGCUGAGGAUUUUCAUGCAUAAAAUCUUUUGUUUUCUCCGGUCUGUGAAAGUAGAGCGCAUGCAGGUUGAAGAAAAACCACACAAACUAUGCAGCUAUUGGAUUUCACCUCAUAGCAUUCAAUGCAAACAGCAAUAUGGAUUCAACCUACACUAGGAUCUCUUCAAGGUUUCUCAAGUCUGAUCAGACGACAGCUGUGUUGACGUCAUUUAAAACAUUGCCUGAUGAAGAUGUUAAUAAUCAUAUUGGAGUAGCAGAUCCUUUGAGAUCGAAAUCUGGAGAUGGUUUGAAGGAAAACAUGGAGCUGGAUCACCAUUAUUCGUCUUCACAGAUGUCCUCCGAUCCGUAUCUGGUGCAGGUUACUAGAGUGGAGACAUACAUCGACUAUGAGGAAGACACCACAGGUCUUCAGAGAAGGGAACAUAAAGGAUCUGUGGAGAAACUCGAGCCGUUUGCGGUCAAAGCUGAGAGUCUCGUGGAGCGAUCACUUAAAGACACUUCGAUUCUGAACCGGGCCGGCUCGUACGGAAAAAUCAACCGCUUGCUGGAUUUCUCAUCCCGCAUUUUGGAAGACUCCAAGAAAGAAGUUCCAUCUUGGAGCAUUCAUAGAGUAGAUUCAGCAUCAGAAAUACUAAACAGAAGUUUCACGGGCGACUCAGACGUCAGCAGCUGGAGACGAGUCCUUCCUCUUCACAAACCUGUGUCUGAAGUAGAUAAAGCAGGUGAGGAUGUUUCUUCACUUUCAGAAGAAGGGAGUUCAGAAGCAGAUCCAGCGUCUCAGACGGAUUCCCAAAAAGGAGGAACUGAGAUUCCAGCUUCAGUUUUACCCACUUCAGAUCUUCAGCCGCAGACAAAAGGUCUUUCAGAGACGCUCUCUGUAUCUGAGCACAUGCCAGAAGCUCUUUCUCUUCCUCCAAAGGACUCCAAACCGGAAAGUAGUUUGGCUAAAAGCAGCGGCGACAGACACCAGCUGCCCGCUCUGUUCAGCGGUUUACGAGUGUUAAAGAAAGGAGCAGUCGGAGACGACAGGGAGACGCUUUCAGAAAUCAAACAGCGAGACACGGAUCGAGCGCUGCUGAGCCUUAAACAGAAUGUCAACAAAGCCAAACUCCAACAAAACACCAGCAUUGGAGUUACUAAAAAGAAAAACGAACCCAGAAGUUUAUCUGAAAUCACCGGUUUGCUACAGAAAGCGUCGAACGCUGAAGUCAAACAGAACGAGGACAAAUCCAACGCUGCAGAUCCAAGCGCUGGUAAAACGGAUGGAGGAAGUAAAACAGUGACAGAUGCAUCGUUUGAUGCUUUAAAAUCCAAAUUAUUCGGCUCUAAACCUGCUAAGAAGGAUCCUGUGGAUGCAGCGCUGGAUCUGGACGCUGUCAGGAGGAAGAAAAAGAACGAUAAAGAGCUGCUGAGGUCUAUCUUUGAAAGACAGAGUAAAGCUCCGGUCGCUGACAUCAAGAGUCCUACAGAGGAGAGAUCUGAGGUCACGUCUCCGUCUGACGGUGAGGACCGAACCCCUGGCCGUCUGCAGGCCGUCUGGCCUCCACCGAAAGAGGACAGAGAGGAGAAGGUCGGUCUGCGUUACACUGAAGCCGAGCACCAGGCCGCUCUCCUGCAGCUGAAGAGAGAGUGUAAGGAGGAGCUGGAGAAGCUGCAUGCGGAUUACGAGCUGCAGAUCUUCCAGGUUCGAGGCGAGCAUGCGGAGGUGGUGUCUCGUCUGGAGUCGCUCAUCGGUGGGAUGCAGCGGACGCAGGUGUAUAACACCGUCCAGGAGCGCGGCGAGCUGCAGGACGUCUGUGUCUCCACCGAAGACGAACAGCCACCCAAAAGCUUCCGCAACGUGUGCAUCCAGACUGACCGCGAGACCUUCAUCAAAUCCCCAGCGGGUGACGGAGACAGAUCAGAGCCGAGCUCCAGCUCCAGCCUGCCCAAAAAACUGGACCUGGACUCCAUCAGUAUGAAUUUGGGUGUGGGUUCAGGACCAAACCCACUCCCCGGUAGCUCCGCCCCUCCUCCUGCUCCGCCCUUACCUGGACUUGCACAUGCCCUGCCCCCUCCUCCACCUCUCCCCGGAGCCCCACCCCCACCUGGUCUACCAGGAGCUCCGCCCCCUCCUCCACCUCUCCCUGGAGCCCCACCCCCACCCGGUCUACCAGGAGCUCCGCCCCCUCCUCCACCUCUCCCUGGAGCCCCACCCCUUCCUCCACCCCCACCCGGUCUACCAGGAGCUCCGCCCCCUCCUCCACCUCUCCCUGGAGCCCCACCCCCUCCUCCACCCCCACCCGGUCUACCAGGAGCUCCGCCCCCUCCUCCACCCAUGCCGGGCUUUGGCGCUCCUCCUCCGCUUCCUGCUCUUGGCGGGUUUGGAUACGGACAGGUGACUGAGAAAGCGCCACGUAAACCGGCCGUGGAACCGGCCUGCCCCAUGAAACCACUUUACUGGAGCCGCAUCCAAAUUCAGGACAAUAAUAACACACUCUGGAGUUCACUGGAAGAGCCUGAUAUCAUAAACACCAAAGAAUUUGAGGAUCUAUUCUCCAAAGCCACCAUCCAGCCCAAGAAGAAACCGCUGUCAGACACGUAUGAGAAGAAGAACAAAGCCAAGAAGAUCAUCAAGCUGCUGGAUGGCAAACGCUCUCAGGCCGUGGGAAUAUUAAUAUCCAGCCUCCACCUGGAGAUGAAGGACAUUCAGCAGGCUGUUCUGACGGUGGAUCAUUCUGUGGUGGAUCUGGAGACUAUUGAAGCUUUAUAUGAGAACAGAGCUCAGCCUGAUGAACUGGAGAAGAUCAAGAAACAUUACGAGACGUCUAAAGAAGACGAGGUGAAACUUCUGGAUAAACCGGAGCUAUUCCUGUACGAACUCUCGCAGAUUCCCGACUUCGCCCGGCGCGCACACUGCAUCAUAUUCCAGUCUGUGUUCGUGGACUCCAUAUCAUCCGUCCAUCAGAAGGUGGACAUCAUCUCUGCUGUGAGCAAGGCUUUUCUUGAGAAUGACAGCGUGAGGGACGUGAUCGGCCUCAUCCUGGCGUUUGGGAACUACAUGAACGGAGGAAACCGAACCCGAGGACAAGCAGACGGAUUCGGACUAGACAUUCUGCCUAAAUUAAAAGAUGUCAAGAGCAGGGACAACCGUAUGAGUCUGGUGGAUUAUGUAGUGUCAUACUACCUGCGAAACAUGGACGAGAACGCAGGAACAGAGAAGAGCGUUUUCCCGCUUCCCGAACCUCAGGAUCUCUUCCAAGCUGCUCAGGUCAAGUUUGAAGAUCUCGCAAAAGACCUUCGCAAGUUAAAGAAGGAGCUGACAGGGUGUGUGAAGGAGGUUGAGCAGGUGUGUGAAAACUCGUCUGAGGAACAUCUACAGCCCUUUAAGGACAAGAUGGAGACCUUCGUCAGCACCGCUCAAACGGAGUACGAGACUGAAGACGAGCAGCUGCAGGAGGCUCAGAAGAGCUUCCAGGACAUGGUGAUGUACUUCGGGCUCAAACCCAAGUCUGGAGAGAAGGAGGUUUCUCCAAACUAUGUCUUCAUGCUGUGGUACGAGUUCUGCAAUGAUUUCAAGAGCACCUGGAACCGAGAGAAUAAAAACAUCUUCAAAGAGAGACUGAAAGAAGCUCAGCAAACCGUGCAGAAAAUCACAGCUGAGAAGAAAGUGGAGACGAAGAAGACCAACGAAAACAGUCUGAAAGAGCGACUGCGGAAGAAAGAAGCCGGCUGAAAUGCAUUGUGAAGAAACAUCAGUAAUAUCUAAUCAUCAAACAUGGUCUCACAUCAGAAGAUGGUUAUUAUCUGUCUUGGUGCGCACCACGUUUUCCUUUCGCCUGAAUGAAACUUGAUGAAGCACUUUUACACUCCUCCUCACUGGUGAAGCCUAUGCAAAUACCAAAUCAUAUCCAUGCAUUGAGGAACGAAUCAUAUUAUUAUUAUUAUUAUUAUAGCAACAUCUGAUGCUGUUAAAGUCAAAGCCCUGUUUAUUCACAGAA
Molecule: messenger RNA, 4356 nt
Organism: Carassius carassius (crucian carp)
Lineage: Eukaryota; Metazoa; Chordata; Actinopteri; Cypriniformes; Cyprinidae
Product: formin-like
Exons: 18
Coding region: 513-4091 (1192 amino acids)
Biological process (GO): actin nucleation
Cellular component (GO): cytoplasm; actin filament; endoplasmic reticulum membrane
Molecular function (GO): microtubule binding
Source: RefSeq, a predicted model, not a curated record